UUCCACAAAAAACGUGAUUGAGUUGUCGAAAGAAACACUAUUUUCUGUCAUAGCCACUCUUUGAAGAGUCAAUCUCCUAAAAAGCGAGACUUUUUAGCCACCCAUUGAAUCUCAGUGAAACUAAAAUAAUUAUGUUCGCUAACAGUAGAAGAGAAAGUUAAAUAAAUACAAAUCGACGGAAUAGAAAUUGAAAGAGUGAAUUAAAUCACAUUUCUUGGUAUAGGGAUCGAUGAUAAAAUUAACUGGAAAUCUCAUAUAAAAAAUAUACAACAUAAGGUGGAAAGAAACAAGUCAAUAAUGAAUAAAGUAAAAUACGUAUUGGACCAAAAAUCACUUCAUAUUCUCUACUGCUCGCUAGUGUUACCAUAUCUGAGUUAUUGUGUAGGAAUAUGGGGAAACAACUACAAAUGUACACUUUAUUUAGUAACUGUGUUUAGGGAUGUGCCGAUCCGAUAUUUGGAUCGGAAUGGCCGCCGAUAUUUGCCAAAAAAUGCGUAUCGGCAAGGCAUGGGAAAAUGCCGAUCCAGAUCCAGUUUUUAAAAAAAUUCCGGUCCGUGUUUUCCAACGCACCGAUUUAAAUAAUACAUUCCACUUUUCCGUUGCUCCCUAAUUUCCGUUCCGCAUUUUCCAGCACACCUUCAACACAGUCGAGUAUACGUUCUCACGCAGUUGCUUUUAGCUGCUAGCAUUACACGACAGGCUCUUCUCACUCCUUCUUGUGUCUGCUUCUCACAGACAGCAAGCACACCUUCUUACAUACGUCACAUACGUAUACGCCCUCUCCCAGCAGAGAGGUAGCAGCACGGCUAACGUUAGCUGUGAUGCUAGCGUAGCCGUGUGAGCGGUAAUAAUGAAGGAAGAAUUAAUUAAUUCCCAAGAAAAACAGCAGGGGGUCCAUCGUCUGGCGGUGGUUUGGCUUCAAGUGGGAAUAUGUCGAACAGACAACCGUAAUUUGUCAAGUGUGGGGCAAAAGCGUUGCUAUAAAAAGUAGCAUUACUGCUAAUAUGUAGCAUCCUUUGAAAAGUCCCCUGCUAGAAAAUGAAGAGUGUUUGAAACUGCACGUCAACAUCUCCAUUGUGUAUUAUUCAAACUCACCCUAAUUCAGCUGGCUAGUUGUUAUCAAGAGUACUACAACCCUUUUCAACAUGAAUCUGACAACUAAGUAGGCUAAAUAACUUUAAACUUUAAUACAUGCUCGGAUAAGGCCAGUAUCGGUAUCGGAUCGGAAGUGCAAAAACAACAUCGGUAUCGGAUCGUAAGUGCAAAUACCUGGAUCGGGACAUCCCUAACUGUGUUACAAAAAAGUAAGUUAGAAUAAUAGACAAACACUUUAUUUAUUAAAUCAAAAAUAUUGAAUUUCAAUGAUUUGGUGGAUUUGCAAACAGCUAAAAUGAUGUACCAAAGCAAACUAUAACCUGCUAUCCAAGAAUGUACAACAAUUCUUCUCAACAAAAGAGGAGUAUAAUCUCAGAGAAAAAUCUAACUUAAUACAUUUUCAUGCACGCACAACACUUAAAACCUUUAGCAUAUCAUGUGGAAUUAAAUUAGGGAAUGGAUUAAGCAAAGAAGUCAAACAAUGUACUAAAAUGAUCCAAAUUUAAGAAACUGUUCAAACUACCAAUGUUUACAAAGUACAAGAAGAGGAAUUGUGACAAAUUAAACUUAUCGAAAAUAAGAUAUUAUCUAAUUAAGUGAAUCAUAACUGUUUAUUACCAGAACUGUCAUAUUUAGAAAUCCUUGAUGUACAUUGUGUCACAAAUUACAAACAAUAAGUAAAUAUAUGUGUUUGUGAGUAAUUGCUAUCAAAUCAAACUAUAAAGUGCCUUUCAUACAUAAAAUAAAUGUAACGCAAAGUGCUUUACAAAGUUAAAAACAAUACCCUGAUGACCCGUAUACCCCAUUAUCACAUUCGUACGCACGGACACAGAUACCAAACACACAACAUACACACGUAUGCAACUAUAUGGACACAUGAUUGCAUGGCUGAGUACAGAGGAGGCAUGUGUGUAAACACUAUCACAUGAGCCAUCUGCACCGUCAGACCAUGGCCACCAGGACGCUGACACAAAAGCGCCCCCACAAGCACGGCCGAUGGAACGUUGGAAAAUAAAAAUAAUAAAACUUGUAAAAUAAUAAGAAACACGAGUAGAGAUAACGAAUAAAAUAGAAGUUAAAAUAAUUAACACCAGGUAAAAGGUGGGUCUUAAGCCUGCUCUUAAAAACAUGAACGUUCUCCACAGCCCUGAGGUCCUCCGGCAAACUGUUCCAUAGACGGUGGCCAUAAUGGUGGAAAGAAGUGGGAAAGGGGAAGGAUUAAAUGAGCUUUGCUUUCUCCUACUCCUGUCGUAAUGAGAAAUAGAAAAUGUGUGAUGUAUUCUAUUGAAACUGUAUACAUAAACUUCUACCAACCAUUAGACUCAAACUUGACAGUGGAUGACAGUAUAAUUGAAACAUUUGGAAUAUAUUCUUUCUUCCACAACUGUUCUUUCAUACAAUCAUUUUUUUUAAUCAAACAUUUUACUGACAGACUAAUCAAGCUAAUGCAACCUCCCUUUCUUUCUUUCUGGUUCAUAUCUUACUUGACACGUAACAAGUCUCUUGACAUCUUUUACAAGUGUGUGUUUGUGUCCUGCACACACAUGCCACCACACACUGACUUGAUCAAUGCACUGUGCCUAAUGUGAGCUGUGUGUGAUUGGUUGCCAGCAGGGGGAUGGUCAAUGUGCUGCUUGCUGGGUUGUUUUUUUUGUCCGUCUUACUCUGCUAUUCUCUCAAAAAGCAGCAGUCUACCGAUGCCUCACCGCCUGACUCCGGCUCCCACUUGUGGGAUCAGAGAGGCGCACGCGUCAAACCGCACCAACUAGACAAGAGCUUCACUCUCUCAGAUAAAAGGCAGGAGGCUGCGGAGCAUCCGGAGUCGGACCACUGCACUGAGAAACAGCUUCUUCCCGAAAGCUGCUAGACUGCUGAACUCUGAUGGUGCUCUGUAGCAAUGAAUACUAAUCUGCCCCCGCUCCAUCCAACCACCAAUCCCAAUCUGCCGCCGCAUCCCUACACGAGGAACACAUAUGAAAUGGAUAGGCAAAACGGAUUCUAUCGGCACGUUGAUGUCCAGGACCACGUUCACUACAUCGUGGCCUUUUUUGUCCUGGUGAUCGGAACAGUGGGGGUUACUGGCAAUGCCCUGGUCAUGUAUGCAUUCUUCUGUAACAAAAAGCUACGCACUCCUCCAAACUUCUUCAUCAUGAACCUGGCGAUCAGUGACUUCCUCAUGGCCAUCACUCAGUCACCCAUCUUCUUUGUCAACUCCCUUUACAAGGGCUGGAUUUUUGGCGAAACAGGCUGUAAGGUCUACGCCUUCUGCGGAGCCCUAUUUGGCAUCGCGUCCAUGAUCAACCUCCUGGCUAUCUCCAUGGAUCGCUACAUCGUCAUCACCAAGCCUCUGCAGGCCUUACAGUGGACCUCCAAGCGACGCACUUACUACAUCAUCUGCCUGGUCUGGCUGUACUCUUUUGCCUGGAGCGUUGCACCUCUUCUGGGCUGGAGUUCUUACAUUCCGGAGGGCCUGAUGACUUCGUGCACGUGGGAUUAUGUGACGUCGACGCCUGCCAAUAAAAGCUACACACUGAUGCUAUGCUGCUUUGUCUUCUUCAUCCCUCUGGGCAUCAUAUCCUACUGUUAUCUGUGCAUGUUCCUGGCUACCCGCCAUGCAAGCAGGGAAGUGGAGAAGUUGGGCUCUCAGGUGAGAAAGACAACCCUGAUUCAGCAGCAGACCAUCAGGACUGAGUGGAAGUUGGCUAAGAUUGCCUUUGUGGUGAUCAUAGUGUUUGUGCUCUCCUGGUCACCCUAUGCAUGCGUCACCCUCAUUGCCUGGGCUGGAUACGCCAGUGUCCUGAACCCCUACUCCAAAGCCGUCCCCGCCGUCAUAGCCAAGGCCUCAGCCAUCUACAACCCUUUCAUCUACGCCAUCAUUCACUCUAAAUACAGGGACACUCUGGCUGCAAACGUGCCGUGUCUCUACUUCCUCGCCCAGGCUAGCCCACGGCGGGACUUCAUGUCGGUGUCGCAUAGCCAGUCCUCCUUUAGAGACUCAACACUGAGCCGACAAUCGUCCCUGUCCAAAAACAAGUUUUUCCAGGUUUCUUCCUCUGUAUCCACAAUAGACACUCAGGUUUGGAGCGACGUGGAGCUCGAUCCAAUGGACCAGCGCCGUUGUCUGAGGUCCAGCUAUUCCCUCGGAGCCCUGAAGGAGACGCAACGGAGCCACGAUAAGAGACCACAAUGUCAAGACAGGCUUGGGGGAGGGAAGGCCAGCAGGAGCCUGAAGCCCGGAAUGAAGAUAAGCACCUGGAAGAUCAAGAGGAGGAUGGCUAAACAUCAAGCAAAGAUGGCCGCCAAAUCAACACAAGAUGUCAAAACGGCCAAAACUGUCAGGUGCCCAGGGAAGAAAAGAGGAGGAGAAACGAGAAAAAGACAGAGGUAGCAGGUAGGUUACGUUAGCCUACAUGAAAUUAUUUGUCUGUUACAGAAUGUGAUAGUAAACUGGCUUUUUAGCAUUAAGCUAAUGUUACAUCAGGGGUGUCAAACUCAUUUUAGAUCGGGGGCCACAUGGAGAAAAAUCUACUCCCAAGUGGGCCGGACUGGUAAAAUCACGGCACGAUAACUUAAAAAAAUAAAUAAAGACAACUUCAGAUUGUUUUCUUUGUCUAAAAAUAGAACAAGCACAUUCUGAAAUUGUACAAAUAAUAUUUAUGUUGGAUUUUUUUUUUUUUACAAUUACCUGUUGCGGUUAAUAGUAUAUAUACUUUAUUUGUCGUUAUUUAUAUUUUCUGAAUAAAUUAUGUGAUAAUGUUCAUCAGUUGGUGUUAAUUUUCAAUCUAUCAAGAUAAACAUUUUAUCAAAAUCAAAUUACAGUAUGUUAUUUAUGUAGUUUGAUCAUUUUCCU
Entelurus aequoreus (snake pipefish) is the source of this 4945-nucleotide messenger RNA. It is a transcript of the gene opn4xa, whose product is annotated as opsin 4xa. Lineage: Eukaryota; Metazoa; Chordata; Actinopteri; Syngnathiformes; Syngnathidae. Gene Ontology annotation, biological process: visual perception; G protein-coupled receptor signaling pathway. Gene Ontology annotation, cellular component: membrane. Gene Ontology annotation, molecular function: G protein-coupled receptor activity. The record is from RefSeq and is a predicted model, not a curated record. The transcript is spliced from 12 exons. Bases 2993 to 4483 code for a protein of 496 amino acids.